Messenger RNA from Dunckerocampus dactyliophorus (ringed pipefish), 8562 nucleotides. RefSeq names its product anoctamin 8a (gene ano8a). Gene Ontology annotation, molecular function: chloride channel activity. Gene Ontology annotation, cellular component: plasma membrane. The transcript has 22 exons. NCBI's taxonomy places the organism in Eukaryota, Metazoa, Chordata, Actinopteri, Syngnathiformes, Syngnathidae. Gene Ontology annotation, biological process: chloride transmembrane transport. The record is from RefSeq and is a predicted model, not a curated record. Bases 2811 to 6035 code for a protein of 1074 amino acids.
ACAUUCCCCUUUUUUAUGUUAUUUUACAAUUUUUUUUUUAUUUUGUUAUUUUCAAACCAACCUCUGCUUGCUGUAAAAUUCGCCAACAGACUCACUCGUUGCACAAGUUUUCUGAUUAGAUCCGUUUAAACAGGCUAGUUCCGGCUAGCUAGCACGAGCUGUUGAUCCACAACAGCUUCUGAACACCUUCCAUGGUUUGUGGUCUGUUUUGUUAACAUUGUUACUCCUUUUGCAACAUUCAGUCACUGAUUACGUUGUUGUUCUUCAGGAUGGUACUCACUGUUUUGUCGAUGAGGGCUUCCAGGAGAUCCUGCCGAGAGCGACAACAUGGACGCCAUCUUCGAAGUUUGCGACGACUUGUUUCUUGAAUUCAAUAGUGAUAUUCCCUCUCUUUUGGAAUGUUGCUGUCACUCUUGACCUCCUUUGGACUCGUAGCACCCCAUUUAGAGUUUGUCAGACUCGGUGGAAAAAUGCACGGACAGGAGUCGUCAACGCGAGGGUCCAUUGUUUUGGCCACUUCGUUGUCUUAUAGGCUGCCAUAGCAAAGGGUGAACUAAGUAUCGCAAGAUCUUUUUGGGGGUGUGAACCAAGAUGGCUUUUUAAACAAACCAAACAUAAAUUCAACAGUUUGUUACGGGCCCCAUAUUGCACGCUAACCGAGCGGCGAACGCAAGCCAAGGCAACAUUUUAGCACAAAUCUCGGAUGUUAACUGAAAAAUGCACUAACCGAGGCGGAUGUUAACUGAGGUACCACUGGAUAACUUUUGCUUGUAGUCAAACUCGACACUACAAAUCCCGGACACACCCUUAAAGAGCUAAGCCCCCCCUCCACACACACACACACACACACACAUCUUUCAAUCGUAGUGACGUCACUGCUUCCGAAAACUGUGAGCAUUCAGUUCCUGUGUGCAUCAAAUCAGUAAAAUACUCAUUUUACAUGGAUAAUUCGAAUCUUGUCUCAUUUCACACAUGUACACUCCCAGUUUAUAAUAUUUUGCCAGCCUCCCACUGCAAUUUAACUGCAUCCCUGUUAUUCAAUAUAGCUGUUUUAUAGUGUGAUUUGCUGCAUGUAAGGCGGCGUUUCCCUCAUGUCGUCAGCAGCCAGUCACGACAGGGGCUCCUUCACGUGUACUUCCCAUGUUCUCCGUCCUCUCCAUCGUCGUUAUCACAUUCGCUGACUCGUUUUCUUCCACAUGCAAUGGCCGUGCAUUAACAGCAGGCGUGUGCGCAAGACUCGCUCCGGCUGGAUACAUGUAAAGCAGCAUGCACGCGACGGGCACCGGAGCAGCUGACGCCGAGGCUGCUGUCGACACUAGCGGCGGCGCAGACAACCAGCGCGGUACAGGGGAGAGGAUGGAGAGGACGCCACCGGGCGAGCUGCAGCAUCGGACCGACGACCACCACCAGCAGAACCAGCAACAGCAGCAGGAACCUUCGUCAGCAGCAUUCGGCGUGCUCGAUAAAUUAUUUGGGAAGAGGCUUCUGCAGGCCAGACACUACAUAUUAUCACGGAAGUCCUGGCUGAAGAUGGUUCCCACUGAAAACUGUGACAUUCUGAUGACAUUCCCAGAUUCAAUAGAUGACCACACUCUACUGUGGCUCUUGAAUCAGAUCCGUGUCGGAAUCCCACAAGUCAGCAUUCAAGUUCGGCAGCAUAAACAUACUCAGGCUUAUGCUUUCUUCAUCACCACGACAUUUGAAAACCUGGUAAAGACAUUGAGCUGAUUGGGAAAAAAAUAGACCUCAAGACUGGGCUUCCUUUUUGUGACCUUGACCUUCACCUUGAGUUCUUUCAGCAGGAGAAUUAUGGAUGGUACUCACUGUUUUGUCGAUGAGGGCUUCCAGGAGAUCCUGCCGAGAGCGACAACAUGGACGCCAUCUUCGAAGUUUGCGACGACUUGUUUCUUGAAUUCAAUAGUGAUAUUCCCUCUCUUUUGGAAUGUUGCUGUCACUCUUGACCUCCUUUGGACUCGUAGCACCCCAUUUAGAGUUUGUCAGACUCGGUGGAAAAAUGCACGGACAGGAGUCGUCAACGCGAGGGUCCAUUGUUUUGGCCACUUCGUUGUCUUAUAGGCUGCCAUAGCAAAGGGUGAACUAAGUAUCGCAAGAUCUUUUUGGGGGUGUGAACCAAGAUGGCUUUUUAAACAAACCAAACAUAAAUUCAACAGUUUGUUACGGGCCCCAUAUUGCACGCUAACCGAGCGGCGAACGCAAGCCAAGGCAACAUUUUAGCACAAAUCUCGGAUGUUAACUGAAAAAUGCACUAACCGAGGCGGAUGUUAACUGAGGUACCACUGGAUAACUUUUGCUUGUAGUCAAACUCGACACUACAAAUCCCGGACACACCCUUAAAGAGCUAAGCCCCCCCUCCACACACACACACACACACACACAUCUUUCAAUCGUAGUGACGUCACUGCUUCCGAAAACUGUGAGCAUUCAGUUCCUGUGUGCAUCAAAUCAGUAAAAUACUCAUUUUACAUGGAUAAUUCGAAUCUUGUCUCAUUUCACACAUGUACACUCCCAGUUUAUAAUAUUUUGCCAGCCUCCCACUGCAAUUUAACUGCAUCCCUGUUAUUCAAUAUAGCUGUUUUAUAGUGUGAUUUGCUGCAUGUAAGGCGGCGUUUCCCUCAUGUCGUCAGCAGCCAGUCACGACAGGGGCUCCUUCACGUGUACUUCCCAUGUUCUCCGUCCUCUCCAUCGUCGUUAUCACAUUCGCUGACUCGUUUUCUUCCACAUGCAAUGGCCGUGCAUUAACAGCAGGCGUGUGCGCAAGACUCGCUCCGGCUGGAUACAUGUAAAGCAGCAUGCACGCGACGGGCACCGGAGCAGCUGACGCCGAGGCUGCUGUCGACACUAGCGGCGGCGCAGACAACCAGCGCGGUACAGGGGAGAGGAUGGAGAGGACGCCACCGGGCGAGCUGCAGCAUCGGACCGACGACCACCACCAGCAGAACCAGCAACAGCAGCAGGAACCUUCGUCAGCAGCAUUCGGCGUGCUCGAUAAAUUAUUUGGGAAGAGGCUUCUGCAGGCCAGACACUACAUAUUAUCACGGAAGUCCUGGCUGAAGAUGGUUCCCACUGAAAACUGUGACAUUCUGAUGACAUUCCCAGAUUCAAUAGAUGACCACACUCUACUGUGGCUCUUGAAUCAGAUCCGUGUCGGAAUCCCACAAGUCAGCAUUCAAGUUCGGCAGCAUAAACAUACUCAGGCUUAUGCUUUCUUCAUCACCACGACAUUUGAAAACUUAUUGCAGGGAGCGGAGCAGAUGAGUAUGCACAAGGCCGUCAAGCCACAGUUUGGAGGCGGGAUGCGACGCUUCACCUGUGAAGAGGACAACAUCUAUGAGAACAUAGAGAGCGAGCUCUGCUUUUUUACCUCGCAGGAGCGUCAGAGCAUUAUUAAGUAUUGGCUGGACAAUCUGCGAGCCAGACAUGGGGAAGUGCUUCACAACAUUCACUUCCUGGAGGGACAACCCAUCAUUCCAGAGCUGGUGACCCGUGGUGUGAUCCAUCAGAUGUUUCCUCUCCAUGAACAGAGGAUCCUGAAUCAGCUGAUGACAUCAUGGGUUCAGGCCGUUUGUGAAAGGCAGCCCCUGGAUGAUAUCUGUGACUACUUUGGAGUAAAGAUCGGCAUGUAUUUUGCCUGGCUUGGUUUCUACACCAACUCCAUGCUUUACCCUGCUGUCAUUGGCUUUCUCCUGUGGAUACUUGCAGAGGCUGAUCAGACCAGUCAGGAUAUCUGCUGUGUAGUGUUUGCACUCUUCAAUGUUGUGUGGGCGACAUUGUUUCUGGAGCGCUGGAAGAGGCGAGAAGCAGAGCUGGCGUACAGGUGGGGGACCCUUGACACCCCUGCAGAGUCCUUGGAGGAGCCAAGGCCACAAUUCAGGGGUGUAAAGCGCUGCAGUCCCAUAACAGGCUGUGAAGAGUUCUACUAUCCUCCUUGGAAGAGGGCUGUGUUCAGAUGGCUGGUCAGCCUUCCCAUCUGCCUUCUCUGUCUGUGUUUUGUCUUCCUCGUCAUGCUCCUCUGUCUGGAACUGCAGGAAGUGGUUAUGGAGAUCCAGGAGCUACCUGGCAUCACAAGAUUUAUUCCUAAAAUACUACUGGCCAUUACUGUAACCAUAUGUGAUGAAGUUUAUAAGAAGAUUGCCUACUGGCUCAACGACAUGGAGAACUAUAGACUUCAGAGUGCCUAUGACAAUAAUCUCAUCAUCAAGAUGGUUUUUUUUGAAUUUAUCAAUUCUUACCUAAGUCUUUUCUACAUUGGAUUCUACCUCAAGGAUAUGGAGCGACUAAAAGAGAUGCUUGCUACGCUACUGAUUUUCCGCCAGUUCCUCCAGAACAUUAAAGAGGUCCUCCAGCCUUACCUCUAUGAACAAAACAAACUGGGUGUCUUCACCCCCAAGGUGCUGUGGGAGCUUCUCCAGGCCAUCAUGCUCAAGUAUGGCCGCCUGGCUUUGGGAAAAGCCCAGGCGUCUAUGACAGCCUACUCCUUCCUGGGACCGAGAGGACUUCCAGUCAGUGACGGCGCGGACACGGACUCACAGCCAACAACAAGAGGGGAUUUGAAAGCUGGAUUCAGGCUGACGGAAGAAGAGUGGGAUAUGACUGACAGCGCCCUGAAGCAAAGAAAGGUCAGCUUCACAGAAAAGGUCGACUACAAGGAUGUCGUGGCGGAGACGCAGACGGCCGAUGACAACUUCCCCGAGGACAGCCCCACUUUGGUCGAAGACGGGAUGGAUGCAUGCAGUAUUUUUGACAGCUGUGAUGAGGACAGUGACCUAGAAUCUCUUCAUCAGGAGGCCAGAGAGAAUACCAGUGUGUCCUCAUCAAGAGAAUCAAACUGUCUCUGUCAGAAAAGGAAAACUGUGGACGAGGUCAAAGAGGACAAGAAGUCCUGGAUUGAUCCACCGGAAGAACCCAAAACUGUCACCUUAACACAGGCCGAGAUCGAAAGCUGCAUGCAGACUUACGAGGACACGCUUCAGGACUACCAGGAGAUGUUCAUUCAGUUUGGCUAUGUGGUGCUAUUCUCCUCGGCGUUUCCCCUGGCAGCCAUGUGUGCGCUCAUCAACAACAUCAUAGAGAUCCGCAGCGAUGCCCUCAAGCUCUGUACGGGCCUGCAGAGGCCUUUUGGCCAGAGGGUGGAGAACAUUGGACAAUGGCAGACUGCAAUGGAGGCCAUGGGCUUGAUAGCCAUCAUUGUUAACUGUUACCUGAUUGGUCAGUGUGGUCAGCUGCAGCGUCUUUUUCCCUGGUUGAGUCCUGAGAUGACCAUCGUUUCCAUUGUCUUACUGGAGCACUUUGCGAUCCUCCUAAAGUACAUCAUCCAUGUUGCCAUCCCUGAUAUCCCUGGUUGGGUAGCAGAAGAGAUGGCCAAGCUAGAAUACCGACGAAGGGAAGCUUUCAAGAGGCAUGAGCUACAGGCCCAGCAACAUUUUCAGCAACAGCUCAGACGUCGCCGUGAGGAGGAGGAGCUUCAGCGUCAGGCAGAGCUCCAGGCCGAGGCCCGCCAGGAGAGCGACUACCACAAGUCGGACGCCCAUCACCAGCACCACCACGAGAAAGCUGCGGGGGGCAAGCCGAAAAGACCCAGCUCUCUGCUCGGGAACAACAACGUGAUGAAGCUGAAGCAGAUCAUCCCUCUUCAGGGGAAGUUCUCCUCUAGCGCGUCCCGCUCCCCAGCUCAGUCACCCACUGGCGGGGAGGCAAAGCUUGCCGGAUUCCUCAAGUUUCUGAAGUCACCGGAGGUGAAAAAGGAGCCAGCAUCAGUUGCAGGGUCACCUGGAUCAAUUGUGACAUCUUCAACUCCUGCUAGCGGCCAGGAACGCUCACAGUCUCCUAACAGGACAUUCAGUCCAGGUAAGCUGUUCAGCUUUAGUAAGUCAGAGGGAACUGUAGUGUGUGCUAACGGGCCACAGCCAUCAAGCCAGGCUGACUGUUGUCACCCCACCUCCAGUCAUGAGGAAUUACCCUCACGUGAGUCUGAUAAAGGGGAUUCUGAUUUAGAAAGCUCGGGUUCAAAGUGUUAAUAUAUGUUUCCAAUGUCAAAUUAUGCAUCAUUUGCAAUGUAAAUGACAGGGUUACAUCCUGAACAGUAGUUCCACAUGUUAAGUCUCGCAGACCACAUGUAAGGCCAGCAGUUACACGAUAUGCACCUUACUUUGCACAAAGCAUCCAACUAUGUAACACACUCCAAACAGCUUCCAUGUAAAUAAUACAUGUACAGUAAAUGUGACACUUUGAAUGAAGCUCGUCUCGGACUUUAGCUAUUGCAUGACUCAAAAACAGCUAAAUAGCGGAUUCCCAUUCUAGGUUUGGUUCACUUUUUCAAGCCUGUAUUCAAGUCACAUUGGGCAGGUGUCACCGCUUCAUUUAGCACUUUAAAAGCCAUCACAUUCUUCUGCAAUAGCUUACAUUCUCACUGUGACCAUGAAAGUAUUCUAUUUUUCUCAAAUUUGAUUUUUUUCAAAUGAAUUAUUUUACUACAUGAGUUGGUGAAUGUAUUCCUGAUGCAAAUGAACCCAGUGGAAUAAAGUCAAGCGUUGGCCGACUUUGUUUACAGUUAAUAAACAUCACAGACAACCAACAAUUGGGUUGAUGAGUGUGUUUUAAAAUGCGGUGGCGAAAUCCCAAACCACUGAGCAUUGUGUACUUACCGGGCAGAACAAAAUAAACAUCGCGGAGCAAGGUAAAAGCCAGCAGACAAUUAUUAUCGUUAUGUUUCAUUUAUUGAAAUACCAUGUAGAUAAUAUCAAGUGCAAGAUAUUCUGUGAAAAAAACAACAAUUUUAAGAAUCCCUAUUCAGCUCUUUAAUCUUCAAAUAAUUUUUCCGAGAGGCCACGUCUUCCCUUGCACCUGUUCCUGCUAUUGACAUUCUGCAUUCUGAAAAACUAGAAAGAAAAUCACUUUUCAGCAACACUAACUGCAUUUAUUUAGGAAGGAGGCUGAAAAUGACCUUCUGAAUGGGGAAGUCAUUUAAGAAUGUUUAUAUGAAGUAGUCAACUACCGUUUAUCUCUUUUAUGUAUCUUAGAUUUUAUUUCUAUUGCACUUUCGCCUUUAAACUCUUACCUUCCACUUUCGAAGACAAUAUCGUGAGAGGAUGUCUAUCUUCUCUUGGACAAUGACUAAAGAUAAACAAAGAUUUUACACAAUGAGUCAAAUGGCCAAAAGGCCAGGGAACUACAGUAUAUCAAAUCACAAGUUUCCUAAGAUAACAGCAGCUUGAUGAUUGUUGCUUGCUUGGUUGUUACUGUCAAGCAGUCUGAACAAGAUGCCCUUGGUGAUGGGAGCAUGGCUAAACACGAUAAACACAUUUAUUUAGCUAUGAUUAGGUGUACAGGUGUACCUAAUAGUAUAUAGUCCCCAAUUACCAUCACUUACUCUGAUCUGAUGGAUAUUCGUGGGUUGGAAGAUAGACAGGCAGCUGACGAUUCUACAAUAUAAGAGAGACUGACAUGAGUGUGUACAUUUGCAAUAGUUAACCCCCUUACAAGAAUACAUUUACAUGUGAUUUAAUGUGAUCGAAUGACAUUACAUACAGAGUCUGGGUGAAACCUGCUGAAGUUGUUCUUGUUAAAAACAGGCAGUUCCCUUAAGAAAUCCCUCUGAAAACACAAAUGAUGUAAUAAUAAGAUGUGGAGUGGUUGAAACGGGAGCGGGUCACUGAAAGAUGACAUUGCUGUAUUCGGGUGAUCUGCAAGAACUACGCAGAGAGAUAACAUUAAACAUACCUUAUUCAUGUCAAGUGGCGUCUUCUUGCCCUUAUAAAGCUUAAGUGAAGUAAAGUUAUUUAUUAAAUAAGCCGUCUAUUAUAACUUUAUUUGUUGAGAGCCGUUUUUGGUGGUCAGCUGAGCUAAUCCCUUUAAUGUCUAUGAUGUGUACAGUACGUCGUCUUUGUUUUUUAUUGUCCCCAAGUGAGACGAGGUCAUGCGUUGUGGAGCUUCAGAAGAGCAUGUUCCAAAGGUACAAGACGCCACAACACACUCCUUAAUAUACAAAACUCGUACUCGUUUUUUUUUUUUUAAUAUUAACUGUAUAUUAUAUUUGGUCAUUUUUCGGCCAAAGGUACACGCAGACUCCUCUAUUGAACGGCGUGUUGUUAACAACACAAGGAGGCGGCCAUUUUGGAAUUGAAAUCAACUUUAUUUACACGAAGAAAACAAUUGUUGAAUUUGAAACAAUAUAUAGUCCAGUUGAAAUCUGACGGUUAUAUCUAUCGACAGCUUGUUUUUUUGUGCUCUGUUCUUGAUAGUCAGGACUUCAACCAAAAACAGUACAGGUGAAUCAACUUUCCAUAAACAUACUUUCUCUGUAGCUAUCAAGAAACUGAUCAGAAUUUUUACUUAAGCAGUUGGCCAAAUCCAAAUAUUUUCAUUAAAUAGUGUAAUAUGAUUGUUAUAAUUCCUCAUGAAAUAGUUUACCUUAUCUGUUGACAUUACUUCUGUAUUAUACAUUUUUAUCCUCUUUUGCUGUUAGUGAAUAGUAACCUGGUAUAUGUUAAACACAAAAUGAUCUAUAGUACUAGCAGUUGCUGAUACUCAGAAGGAAUGGGUUGA